Molecule: messenger RNA, 2985 nt
Organism: Symbiodinium sp. CCMP2592
Lineage: Eukaryota; Dinophyceae; Suessiales; Symbiodiniaceae
Source: the annotation of a GenBank genome assembly
AUGGAGUACAAGCUGGCAGUGGAUUCCAGCAAGAAGGCCACGGAGCUGCCGCUCCUGAGGGUUUGUGGCACCGUGCAGCAGAAUCCGCACAUGCGUGCCUUCUGGGCCAGCACAAUAUCUUUCUUCCUUGCCUUCCUGGGCUGGUUUGCCUUGGCGCCUUUAGGCCUCGAAGUUGCGACCAGCAUGGGGACGUGCGAAAACCAGCUCUUCCCUCCCACGGACUUCCCAACACGACCAGCCUACCUGAAGUUCAAGAACUUGAAGAGUGGGCUGAGCUAUUGCCAGUAUGGUGUCGUCAAGGAGGACGGCAAGCCGAUCGAUUGCCAAGACGUCCCCGCCGAUGUGGUGAGCGGCGCCGGCUCAACCGCUGAGAAGUACAGGCCGCAGGUGCUCGCAAAGUGCGUGUGCACCCCAGGCACAGAAUGCAAGUCGGUGAUAGCGAACGCUGGCGUGGCCUCGGUUGCCUCGACCAUCUUCGUGAGGGUUGCCUUGGGGACGCUUCUGGAGCGCUUCGGUCCGGUAAACGUUCAGUGCGGCUUAAUGUCCUUUGGGGCUUUCUGGGUGGCAAUGGCGGCCGCCAUUACAGCUCCAUGGAACUACACGCUGAUUCGGUUCUUCAUAGGUUGUGCCGGCGCCACGUUCGUGACCAAUCAGUUCUGGUGCUCGCUGAUGUUUGCGCCCAAUGUUGUCGGCACGGCCAACGCCACUGCGGCCGGUUGGGGCAACUUGGGAGGCGGCGUCACCCAGAUUUUUAUGAUGUCUGUACUUUUCAAUCCUAUGGUGGCCUCCGGGUUGGAGCCGAAUGUCGCCUGGCGUGUCUCCAUGGUGGUGCCAGCGGUCAUGUUCGUGGCUUGUGCCAUUUGCAUGAAGCUCAUGUGCUGGGAUAUGCCUACGGCACGCAACUACGAUCCGGCCGUGACCGGCAAGACACAAAAGCCUUCGAUGUGGGACUAUGUCGAGGUGCUGCGUGAUGUUCGCGUCGUGGUCAUGAUAUUCCAAUAUUCCGCAUGCUUCGGCACAGAGCUCGCAAUGAACAAUCAGUUGGCCACACAUUUCCGGACAUACUUCCAGAUGGAUGCAGGUGAUGCCAGCGCCUUGGCGGGUGCUUUCGGUCUCAUGAAUCUUUUCGCAAGAUCACUUGGUGGCAUCAGCAGCGAUGUGUGCUUCAAGUACUUCGGCUUCCGCGGUCGCAUUUGGGCCCAGUUCCUUGCACUCUUUUUCGAAGCUAUCUUCCUAUUCAGCUUCGGAAACGUGGACAAUGCGCAGCCUUGGUAUGUGGCAUUGGCAGUCUUGGUUUGCUUCUCGCUCUUUGUGCAGAUGGCUGAGGGCACCUCCUACGGCAUCGUGCCUUUUAUGAACCGGAAGCAGCUCGCAGUUGUGUCCGCGCUUGUGGGUGCUGGUGGAAAUCUCGGGGCCGUGAUUGCAGGCUUCUGCUUCUACAAGCCGAUCCAGGAUGCUCUACUGCCUUUCCAGGUUCAUGCGGGCUAUGUAAUGUUUUGGGCGCUGCUGAGCCCGUGCUACUACUGGUCCGAGAUGGGUGGCAUGUUCCACGGACCGGCACAGAGCUGCGAGAAAGGCAAGACCCAAAGCGGCGAGUACCAGUCUCACACGGAGUCUGUGGCCACCAGUGAGAACUGCAUGUGUCUCAGUCCUUUGCGGCACCUGCUGGCGGCGCUCUGGACGGAUGCCGACAGAUCAGAGUCCCUGGGUGCCGAAGGCUUCCUCUCCUGGGCACUCAGCGAGAAAGUUGCCAGCGGCACCCUCGGCUGGGGCCACGCUGCUGCCACGGUGGUGCGGCAGAGCGCAGGUGUCGGGGUGAUCCAGGGCCCAGAGCUCACAGCAGCCCUCGGCAGGUGCAGAGCCUGGAUUCGGGACUCGCCGAUCUCUGGCGAGGCGGCCAUCACCGAGCAGCACCUGGUCUUUGCAGCAGCCGUAGAGGAGGCUGCACAGGCCCAUACGGUGGAGGCUCCGCGCGCAGGUGAGGCGGAAGGGGUCAUUGCAGACGGGCCGGUCAUUGCGGAGGUGCCGGAAGAAACGAGGCGAGGAACCACAGCGAAGGAGAAGGAGCCCUCGCCACAGGAAGAUCUGGACACGAGCCUGGUGGAGAGCAUUGAGAAGCUGCUCCGCUGGUCCCAGGCACAGCCCUGCCGAGCAGACACUUUUGCUGUCUACACCGCUGCCCUGUGGCCGGCCGUGUCCACUGCGGAUAGCACAGCUGGGAGGCUGCCCUCGCGCAUGGUGCGCCUGGCCUUGGAGUCUUUGGGCACCGCCUCGGUGAGCGCCCUGGCGCGCCCGAAGGCCCCGGCGGCUCCGGGAGUCUGGCGCCUAAUCGCGGCACUCUGCGAGGCAGGGCAGUGGCCCGAGGCCAACUGGCCCACGGUCCUGCAGGCAGUCGCCACAUCCAGCAAGUGGCUCCUGAACGUCCACGAGGACAGCACCUUCCCCGUGUCGGAUGCGUUCGUGGACGAUGCUUGCGCCGCGGCCGCCGCGCUACUCCGCUUUGCCCCACGGGCCUUAGCUCCCAAACUGGUGCCCCUGCUCUCGGCUCCUGACUCGCAGCUGCGCGCUGCCGCUGGCCGGAGGCUGCAAGGACACUGCUGGGUGCCUGGAGAUCUCGGAUCCGGGGAACACAACCAGGAGCCGAGAUCCGAGGACGAAGAGAAGGGUUCUCCCUGGUCCGCAUCCCGGGCCCUGGAGACUUUCGGAACUCUUCUGGAGGCCGACUCACUGCCGUCGGAAGCAGCGAGCACGCCAGCCGCUCAAGGGCCCUCCUGUGGUGACGUGGCCUAUGUCGUGCUUGGCUCUGUCUUUGGCCGUGAGCUAACCGAUGCAGUUUGGGCAGUCGAGGAGGCUCUCAACGGUGUGGCCGCGUGGGAAACUGACGGAGGUUCGGAGGAGGACUCCGACGAGGAGGGGCCCACGGUGCCAAGUGCCUUGGCGAAGCGACAACGUCAACUUUGGGAAGUUAUGGAACAGACGUUAUAG